Messenger RNA from Thalassophryne amazonica, 476 nucleotides. Its product is annotated as enteropeptidase-like. Gene Ontology annotation, molecular function: serine-type endopeptidase activity. Gene Ontology annotation, biological process: proteolysis. Lineage: Eukaryota; Metazoa; Chordata; Actinopteri; Batrachoidiformes; Batrachoididae. The coding region runs from base 1 to 471 and encodes 156 amino acids. The record is from RefSeq and is a predicted model, not a curated record. The transcript has 3 exons.
AUGUCGUUGGAGGUCCAAACCCGAAAUGUGGAUCGGAUCUUUAUUCACAAAGAGUACAACAGACAGACCAAGCAAGCUGACAUUGCCAUGAUCCACCUGCAGGAGCCAGUCCACUUCAGCGCUUUCGUGCAGCCCGUGUGUUUGCCUCCUCUCAGUCAGGAACUGCAGGCAGGAACCAAAUGUUUCAUUGCUGGAUGGGGACGAGACAGUGAGCAGGGUUCCCUGCCUAAUGUUCUGCAGGAGGCCCAGGUUCCUUUGCUUGCUCGAGAUCAGUGUCAGCUCCAGCUCCCAGAGUACAACAUCACCUCCAGCAUGUUGUGUGCUGGAUACCCAGAGGGUGGUGUGGACACCUGUCAGGUACAUUGGGCCUAUCUGGUUCUGGGUGGAGUUACUUUGAUUAAAAUAGACAGUAGAUGCAGAACAGUCCACUGUGAUCUGGAUCUAAACCUAAACUACCUAAAUUUCAUGUGAGUUAA